AUCCAUAUCUUUAUCUCCCUGUAUUACCUAGUCUAGUAUUCGUGAGGAAUGCGCAACUUAUCAUAAACCUCCGCGGCAAAUUAUCCAAUAAAAAUGCUUGGCGAGGUUCCCAUGCUUGGCGCCGUGCGCACCUUCACCUCAACGACGACGACGCCGCCCACGACGCCCACGACACCUCCCUCACCGUCAUCCUCACCACCCCCACCACCGCCAUCAUGUCCAUGUUCCGCUCCAAGAAGCUCGACCUCGGCUGCUUCGUCAACAUCAAGAUCAUCCGCGACCACACCAAGCGCAAGGUCUUCGCCGAGCACGAGACCCAACGACAAGCUCUCCGAUACAUCAUCCGCAACGUGACGCUCCCCGGCCGCAUGCGCGCGCAGGCGCAGCUGGAGCUGUCGCAGAUGCACAGUUAUACGCGCCCGUCGCAGAUCCGAAACCGGUGUAUUGAGGGAGGAAAGGGACGGGGUAUUUUGAGUGACUUUAAGAUGUCGAGGUACAGCUUCCGUUUGCACGCACUUGCGGGCGAUAUUCCGGGGGUGAAGAAGGCCAGUUGGUAGGUUGGGAGGAGGAGAAAGAGGAGAAGGGGAAUAUCUGGUUGGAGGGCGAUCAGUUGCAUAUCAAUAUGUGUAUAUAUGUAUGCAUUUGGGGGUGGCGUUAUAGACGGACAUGUAUGAAUAAAACUUCACAAUCAAGAGUGGAAUUUCCUUGGAGG
Molecule: messenger RNA, 712 nt
Organism: Pseudogymnoascus destructans
Lineage: Eukaryota; Fungi; Ascomycota; Leotiomycetes; Thelebolales; Thelebolaceae
Gene: MRP2
Product: 40S ribosomal protein mrp2, mitochondrial
Exons: 3
Coding region: 216-557 (113 amino acids)
Biological process (GO): translation
Cellular component (GO): mitochondrial small ribosomal subunit; ribosome
Molecular function (GO): structural constituent of ribosome
Source: RefSeq, a predicted model, not a curated record